This is a messenger RNA of Brienomyrus brachyistius, 4914 nucleotides long. RefSeq names its product receptor-type tyrosine-protein phosphatase H-like. Gene Ontology annotation, molecular function: protein binding; protein tyrosine phosphatase activity. Gene Ontology annotation, biological process: protein dephosphorylation. The transcript has 20 exons. Lineage: Eukaryota; Metazoa; Chordata; Actinopteri; Osteoglossiformes; Mormyridae. Bases 340 to 3501 code for a protein of 1053 amino acids. The record is from RefSeq and is a predicted model, not a curated record.
CUUUUCUGUAUUGCCUAACAAAAAGAGAAGUAAGUUCAGUGGCAGUGCUGAACUACAACAAGCAACAGUGCUAAUACCAUUCAUAUAGCUAGCAAAACGCAGGGUGCGGUCUCACAAUGUAAUUUUUAGCAAAUAAUGUAGUACCUUUAUCGAUGAAAUAUUUAUUUACGUAUAGCCUGACAAUGUGUAAGAAAUACUGAAAAAGAAACCAAUUCAACUGAGAUCCUACUCUGUAUGGGCAGUACAGGUGUAAAUAAACUUUAACACCUUAUCAUUAACUACACACAGUGUAUCAGGACAUUUUUUCACUACUUUUUUGUCAUUUGUUUCUGCUGGAAAAUGGAAGCCGCUCUCUUCCUCCUGUGCCUGUCAGUGAUCCAAACCUGGUAUGCAGAUAUGUCUACAAUAGAAUCAGCUUCUCUUUCUACUUCAACUUCUGUAUCGAUUUCAACUCCAGUUUUGACUACCCCUGUUCCUAUCAACUGUUCCACCUGGGAUGUGACGAAUACAACCAUUAAGGGUUAUAUCUAUGGCAACAUCACCAGUGCCACUGCAAAAUAUGACAAGGAACUUCAGGGUAGCAUAAAUGCACCCAUUGUGACCUUUUUCAAUCUUUUACCUGGUUGCAACUACAAUAUAUCCAUACAGUCGUCAUCAGGAACAGCGUGUUUAGACAUGGAGGCAACAAUUGCAGCGUUAGUAAAUAGCGUUACUGUAAACCCUUUAAAUUCUACUUCUUUGAAUGUGAGUUGGACAAAUGCUGCUGGCUGCAUUAAAAGCUACAGUGGUUCUGUUAAUGGUUCUGAUUUUACGACAAUGGGGAACUAUCAAGAAGUACAUGGUCUACAGCCUGGUUGUACAUAUGAUGCCAUAAUCAUAACAGAAGGAUAUGGGAAAAGUUCUGCUCCUGCCAAGGGUAAAGGAGCCACAGUUGCAGCGUUAGUAAAUAGCGUUACUGUAAACCCUAUAAAUUCUACUUCUUUGAAUGUGAGUUGGACAAAUGCUACUGGCUGCGUGACAAACUACAGUGGUUCUGUUAAUGGUUCUAAUUUUACGACAAUGGAGAACUAUCAAGAAGUACAUGGUCUACAGCCUGGUUGUACAUAUGAUGCCAUAAUCAUAACAGAAGGAUAUGGGAAAAGUUCUGCUCCUGCCAAGGGUAAAGGAGCCACAGUUGCAGCGUUAGUAAAUAGCGUUACUGUAAAUGCUAUAAAUUCUACUUCUUUGAAUGUGAGUUGGACAAAUGCUACUGGCUGCGUGACAAACUACAGUGGUUCUAUUAAUGGUUCUAAUUUUACGACAAUGGAUAACAAUGAAGAAGUACAUGAUCUACAGCCUGGUUGUAAAUAUCUUGCCAAAAUCAUAACAGAAGGAUAUGGGCCCAAUUCCAGUGAGGUUCAGGGUGAAGGAGCCACAGUUGCGGCGUCAGUAAAUAACGUUACUGUAAACCCUAUAAAUUCUACUUCUUUGAAUGUGAGUUGGACAAAUGCUACUGGCUGCAUGAAGAGCUACAGUGGUUCUGUUAAUGGUUCUAAUUUUACGACAAUGGAGAACUAUCAAGAAGUACGGGGUCUACAGCCUGGUUGUACAUAUGAUGCCAUAAUCAUAACAGAAGGAUAUGGGAAAGGUUCUGCUCCUGCCAAGGGUAAAGGAGCCACAGUGGCGGCAUCAGUAAGUAACGUUACAAUAACUGCUCUAAACUCUACUGCUUUGAGAGUGAAUUGGACAACUGCUACUGGCUGUGUGACGAACUACAGUGGUUCUGUUAAUGGUUCUAAUUUUACGACAAUGAAGAAUUAUCAAGAAGUACAUGGUCUACUGCCUGGUUGUAAAUAUGAUGCUAAAAUCAUAACAGAAGGAUAUGGGCCCAUUUCCAAUGUGACUGUGGGUGAAGGAGCCACAGUUGCACUUCCAGUUAAAAGUUUAAAUAUCACUGCUAAAAAUGCCACAUUACUGGUAGCACACUGGGCCACUCCUGUUGGAUGUGUACGAAAUUUCCUGCUGUUAAUCAAUAACAGCAAUGAAACGACAAAGGAAAAUUCCAUGGAAUUCCAUAAUCUGAAGCCUGGUCACAGCUAUACAGUUAGGAUCAUUGUCAAUGGAUUUGGAAAACCGUCAAGAGAAGUUAAUGUUACUACAAAUACUUAUCCUUCAGAUUUAGUGGGUGUCACCUGUGGGUAUGCAUCAUCGGGCUACGGCAUUGCAUUAUCCUGGCCACCCCCGUAUGGAAAAUGGACAAGAGUGGAGGUGCAGCUUGAUGGACAAAGUCUUCAAAAUGUGACCGGUUCAGAGACCAGAGUAAUUAUUGAUGGAGUGCAGCCUGCCAACAGCUACACCAUCAGUCUUCAGUUGUAUUCAGGGGAUCUGAGCAGCGCGCCUGUAGUAAUUAACUGUACGACUGACCCAAGAGGCAUUAUAGCUGGUGUGUUGGUGGCAGUUCUGAUUCUUCUUAUGGUGAUCCUCGCUGUCGUCGUUUUACGCCACAAGCCAAAAUGCCUGAGGCAAAAGUGGCUAACAGAAUCGGAAGUAACCAAUGAUAAAUUCAAAGUGGUUCCUGUGGGCAAGUUUGCAGAGCACUUCCACAAACUGAGCUGUGAUCAGAACAGAGGAUUCAGUGAAGAGUAUGAGAACUUGAGCACAGCUGGUGUAGAUCAGCCAUGUCACACAGCCCUCAUUCCAGAAAACAAGGCCAAAAAUCGCUUCACCAAUGUGCUGCCCUAUGACUCAUCUCGAGUAAAGCUCACAACAAAAAACCGUGACAUGAACUCAGACUACAUCAAUGCCAACUAUAUGCCUGGCUAUGGCAAUAACAACAGGCAAUAUAUUGCUGCUCAAGGUCCUCUACCAAACACAGUGAAUGAUUUCUGGAGAAUGAUCUGGGAACAAGACGUUACGGGAGUAGUCAUGGUAACAAAUUGUAAUGAAGGAGGGAAGGUUAAAUGUGAACAGUACUGGCCAGAAAACUCCUUGCCCCAGACAUAUGGAAAUCUGGCAGUAAAAGUUACCUCUGAGCACAAAGACAUGGACUGGACUCGGCGAGAGUUUAAUGUCAGAAAUAUGAAGACAUCAGAGGUCCGUCUUGUUAAACAUUUUCACUUCACCGCCUGGCCAGACCAUGGCGUACCGAGUGGGACCUCAGCGCUGAUGGAGUUCAGAGGGAUCGUGCGACACCACGUAGAGAGUUGCUGCUCACUAGCGCCCAUGGUGGUGCACUGCAGUGCGGGGGUGGGUCGAACAGGCACCUUGAUUGCACUGGAUGUGGCUCUGCAGCAAUUAGAGAUGGAGAGAGCUGUUGGCCUGGCUGCCUUUGUCCGUAAAAUGAGGCUUAAUCGACCCCUGAUGGUGCAGACAGAGUCCCAAUACAUCUUUUUGCACCAAUGCAUCAUGGACAAACUCAAAAAAGGAAUGAAAACAGAGGAGCCUGUUUAUGAAAAUACGGACAUGAUAUAUGUUAAUUCAGUGGCAUUGAGAGAUUUUGUUGAACAUAAUCCCAAAUCUUAACGCCUUUAGUUAGUUGGUCUGUCAAUGUGCUUCUUUUGAUAUUGUCUUUCCAAAAUUGUGUUGAAGUGCUCUUUUUCCAGUAGCUUUAUAACUGAUCCAUGCCAUUUUUUGUGUGUAAUGAAUGUUGUUUGCAGAUAAUAUUCCAUUUUAUUUAAUUAGUUUUUUUAUUGUGUAUUUUUUAAAUAUUAAUGCAAUACAAAAUGUAAUUACAUUUUUUUGCUGAAUUGUUUUAUGAAAUACAAAAAAAGAAGAUAUGAGUAAACUCCAGUUUAAUUAUUUAAAAAAUUAUAAAAACCUACGCCUGUCUCGUACUUGUAAAUAUUAGGUCUGACAUUUUACAAGGUAUCCUUUUCAAAAACUGGUACACCAUUUUACAGUAUCCCAUACAUUAUGAAGGAAAUUUCUUCCUUACUCCAUUCAAAGAAGCCUGUUGAGUGCUAAACAAUAUUUUCAAAUAAUUGUUUAACUGUGCAAUGUGUCCGAGAGUUUUGAUUAUGCAGCAAUAGUGGUUGGAGCUUAUGGUUGGAUGGGACAGUUGUUUGAGGUAAGCAUUGAGAACAAAUUAUGCAAAUCUUUUAAAUACGAGGAUUUUAAAGAGGGGCGGCAUGGUGGUGCAGUGGUUAGUACUGUUGCCUCACACCUCUGGUUCCCGGGUUCGAGUCUCCGACUGGGUUACAUGUGUGUGGAGUUUGCAUGUUCUCCCUAUGUCGUCAUGGGGUUUCCUCCAGGUGCUCCAGUUUCCCCCCACAGUCCAAAAACAUGCUGAGGCUAAUUGGAGUUGCUAAAUUGCUCGUAGGAGUGUGUGUGAGAGUGAAUGGUGUGUGACUGUGCCCUGCGAUGGGCUGGCCCCCCAUCCUGGGUUGUUCCCUGCCUCGUGCCCAUUGCUUCCGGGAUAGGCUCCGGACCCCCCGCGAGCCAGUAGGAUAAGCGGUUUGGAAAAUGGACGGAUGGAUGGAUUUUAAAGAUGAAAAGGCCUUUGUGUGGAGAAUUGGAAAAUUGUUAAUAUGCCAUUUAGACUAGAAGAAUCACAAUUUGGAAAAACAAAUCUGGGAACAAAUAUUCUGAUGUGGAAAAGGACUGACCUUUGGACACAAAUAUUUACAUUGUGAAGCAUAUUUACACUGGACAGUUUACUUAUCAUUAUAUUCAAUCCUGAUCUCAAAUUUGCAAUCAAGUAUUUCUUCUUUUUCAAAUGCAGAACAAUAGGUAUCCAUGUAUCUGUGAAUUGAUCAGUGAUACCGGGCAUACAUACCCUCUGAUGCCUUGUUUAUUUUAAGUCAGCAGUAAUUUAAAGCCUACUGCAUUUACUUGAUUCUGGAACUGUUCCUCCAUUUCUCAUAAUCUUGGAUGAGUCAUAUUUCAAGAGGAACAACUGUACUGAUCAAUGCUUAAAGUGAAUCAUAAAUAAAAUCA